UUCCUCUGGCUGACUGCUCCUCCAGCUGCAGUGUAGCGGGAUCCCGACUCAGUAAAAGAUGGGAGAUGCGGCAGAUGACAGAGGGAUGAGACGGACCUUCAUCGUCCCUGCCAUCAAGAGCUUCGAUCACUAUGACUUUACCAGGGCCAAGAUAUCAUGCAGCCUGACGUGGCUGGUGGCCAAGGCUUUCGGCUCGGAUGCGAUACCAGAGGAGCUGGUUGAGCCUUUCUACAGGGACCAGUACAACCAGGAGCACCUGAAGCCUCCGGUGGCCUGCCUGCUCCAGUCUGCAGAGCUCUACUGCCGGGCGGGGAGCCUGAUCCUCCGCAGCGAUGCCGUCAAACCUUUACUGGGACACAACGCCGUCAUCCAGGCCCUGGCCCAGAAAGGCCUGUAUGUCACGGACCAGGACCGACUGGUCACGGAGAGAGACCUGACCAGCACACCUAUACACAUGAGUUCCCAUCUGGCGCUCAUAGACACCCUGAUGAUGGCGUACACAGUGGAGAUGGUGAGCGUGGAGAGGGUGAUGUCCUGCAUCAACAGGUACUCCUCCGCUGAACCCUCACACAGUGACGGACACAUCCAGGAGCUGCCUUAUGACACAGAGGAUGCAAUCACCACCUGGAUUAACAAGGUGAAUGAACACCUAAGGGACAUCCUUGUGGAGGAGCAGAAGCUGAGAGAGGCUGCCUUUCAGGAGUCAAACACAGCAACACACAAAGCUCGCUACAGGAGGGAGCAUGCCCAGCAGAGGAGCGCUCCUUCGCUCCCCCUGGUGGAGAACCUGCUGAAGGACAACACAGAUGGCUGCGCCCUGACUGCCCUGCUGCACUUCUACUGCCCACAGGCCGUCAGACUGGAAGAUAUCUGCCUCAAGGAGACCAUGUCACUGGCUGACAGUCUGUACAACCUCCAGCUGGUGCAGGAGUUCUGCAAGAACAACCUGAACCACUGCUGCCACUUCAGCCUGGAGGACAUGCUCUACGCGCAUGCAUCCGUAAAGAGUAACUAUCUGGUGUUUAUGGCUGAGCUUUUCUGGUGGUUUGAAGUGGUUAAACCCUCGUUUGUGCAGCCCAGAGUCUUCGACCCGAAUGCGUGUGAGCCUGUACCCUCUAGAAAUAUGGCACCUGUAUCCAGUCCAGUCAAACAGAGCUAUGCAGACAGACCUGACAGCCCGGAAAACAUCCCUGUCGAGGGAAUAAUGAAGAGAUCUACCUCCAUGUCCUAUGUAGAUGGCUGUGUUGGGACAUGGCCCAAAGAAAAACGCUCCUCCUCUCGAGGAAUCUCCUUUGAGAUUCCUCUGGACGGAGACCCGACUGUGCUGCCCUGUGAAGCUCCCUCCCUCAGAGGUAUGACCCGGUCGGCCAGCAGUGACGGUCUAGGGUUCAAAGUUCACUAUGCAUCCCGAGGAGGCAUGAAGCGCCACCUCUCCCUCGUGCCCGUCAAUGUAAACGGCCAGAGCAGACACAUACCAGAGGAGGAUGAGGACUUCAUCUCCCACAAACCCCUGGGGCAGAACAACACAUUCUCAGUCAAGAACCAAAGCAGGCACUCCAAUGGGGUCCUCCCUGACAGCAUCCACAGCUCCAGCAAUCACCAUGGUAACCAUAGCGGCCACAUCAGCCCAUCAACCCCUCCGAGCAUUGAGGAGGCCCUGAAGAUUAUCCACGACACAGAAAGGCCCCACGCCAGCCUGGGCGUGGGGGACGGAGACAAUGGCUUCUUUCUCCACGGUGCGGAGCCCUCAGACCCUGCAGGGGCCCAAGGUCAAGGAGACGACCUGGGUUCAGCUAAGGCUCGGCUGAAUGAGCACGACCCCAACUCGGUGUCCACUGAUGAAGUUGACACGGGCAUCCAUGUGAGGACAGAGGACAUCCAGAGCUUGGAUGAGGACUCCUCCUCACUGCGAGACUAUUCAGAUAUAGACCCAGACUGUGAGGCCGUGACCAGGUCGUGCCCUCUGCCUGACCGGCUGGAGAUGGAGACAAGCAAGGAAGGAGGGCGCAAAGAGGUUGGUGACACUAAUCCUGAGGGUGAGAGGGGAAAUGGAGUUGACAGGAGUAGCCCCUGUCCCAGCUCAGCACCCACAAUCCCCAGAUCUCACACUGUCAGCCCAGCCUCGUCGUCUGGUGGCUCUGGUGGAGGCCUGGUGCGGAUGACGAGCUUUGCAGAACAGAAAUUCAGGAAGUUGGAGGGGAGGAGUAGUGGAGGAACCACACCAGAGAGUUCAGAUCUCAACGUACCGUACACACACUCGACAAGAAACAUUUCUUCUCAGAUCUCUACACCUCCUUUGCCAAUCACAUCUCCCUCCCCAGUAACACCUUCCCCCAGAGACCCCUCCCAUGUCAUAGCGUCAGAGAUGAUCCAACUGAGGAUGAAGCUGGAAGAGAAACGCAGAGCCAUUGAAGCCCAGAAAAAGAAGGUGGAAGCAGCUUUUACUCGCCAUCGCCAAAGGAUGGGCAGAACGGCCUUUCUGAAUGUUGUGAGAAGGAAAGGAGUCACACCCCCCAUCAGCCCUAGCUCAGGGGGAGCAGAAACACCUUCCCCAGAGCCACUCAUGUCCUCAAAGGGAAGCAGCCAGAGCAGCAUGGAGCGGGCGGAGAGGUGCAAGCCAGAUGGAGCAGCUCCAAAAUCGCCCUGUGAAGAUGGCGGAGGUGUUGCUCCAGGAGAAAUCGACCUUGCAGAAUACACACGCUCCAUUGAGAGACUAAACACGUCACUGGGCUUCCUGCAGACAGAAAUGCAGCGUUUGGCCCAGCAGCAGGAGAGGAUCAUGGCCAUGAGAGAGCAACAACAACAAGCCUGGGUCAUUCCUCCUCCUGCUCCAUCUCCGCACAGGCAGCUGCGUGAGCUGCGUAGCAGCAGUGUAACAGGCCGGGGAUCAGGCCGAGGCUCGGUUGGGUCUUUGUCUCCUAUCCUGUCUUCUUCUGGCUCUCCACGUGCUCCUAAUCGUUCCCCUGCUGGCAUCAAGCGGCGGCCAGCCUCUUUCCAUGCCAGGACGCCUCGGACUCCACGACCAAAUGAUCUGAAGGUCACCCCUUUCAGCCGAAUGCUCAACACCCCCACUUCGGUGGACAGCCUACCCAGACUGAGGCGCUUCACCCCCAGCCAACCCCAGCUCUGUUCUUUCUCCUACUUGGGCAAUGAUGAGAAGUCUGGGGAAAACAAGAACCAAGAGGCCAAGAACAACAAAGAAAACGACAAAGACAAAGAAGAGACAGUGGCUAAGAAGAGUGCUGGCACUCCUCAGCCUGCUACUAAAGAAACAGCCAAAGAGAAGGAAGAUGAGCAACAGGAGAGGAGAAAGGCAGAACAGCCUCCUUUGAAGGGUGAAGUCAAACAAUCAAGGAUGUCAGAGGUGUUGCGUCAGCCGGUAUCUGAGAUCCAAGGGGCCGCAGGCAGCCAGGUCAAAGACGACCCUCAGGACAAGAGGGACCUGGUAGAGGUGCCUCUGUCUGGGCUGAAGCCUCCAGAAGGCCGCAGUCAGGAGAUGACAAGAGAGGGAGAAACUGGAGGAGACACUGUUGGAGACGAUCAAAAGAUGUGCUGUGGAUUCUUCUUCAAGGAUGAUCUAAAAGGGGAGGAGGAUAUGGCAGCAAAGAAAGCAGCACUGCUGGAGAAGAGGCUGAGGAGGGAGAAGGAGGCCCAGGAGAGGAAGCAACAGCAGGAGCUGGACCAGGAGCAGAAGAGGGAAGCUGCACGGCUGAAAGCAGAGGAGGAGCAGCAGAAGAAGGAUGAUGAGAAAGCCAGGAGGGAUUACAUCAAGAAUGAGUAUUUGAGGAUGAAGCAGCUCAAACUGAUGCAGGACAUGGACGAAGUCAUCAAACCUCGAUCUGGAAGUCUCAAGAAGAAGCCACGUCCCAAAUCAAUCCACAGGGACGUCAUGGAGUCAUCUACUCCCCCUGUGAGAGCAACAGGGGUGCGUCCUCGAGGCUUCUCAGUAUCUAGUGUUUCUUUGGCGUCUCUCAAUCUAGCUGACAACGACAGAGACCAGCCAGAUAACAGGAAGAACAACAGAGGCAAUAAAAUAGCUUCUGCACAUAUCCCAUUCUUUCUAAACUCUCCUAAAGAAAGAAAGGGAAGGCCGGACUCUGCGGAAGGUUUUUCUUCUUGUCCUUCGGCUGGAAGUCGCAACGGAGAGAAGGACUGGGAGAAUGAUUCUACCACCUCCUCCACUCCCUCUAACGCUGAGUACACAGGACCCAAACUAUACAAGGAGCCCAGUGCAAAGUCCAACAAGCACAUCAUCCAGAAUGCCCUGGCUCACUGCUGCCUGGCUGGCAAGGUCAACGAAGGGCAGAAAAACAAGAUACUGGAUGAAAUGGAGAAAUCCGAAGCCAAUAACUUCUUGGUGUUGUUCCGUGACGCUGGGUGCCAGUUCAGGUCUGUGUACACCUACUGCCCCGAGACCGAAGAAAUCACCAAACUAGCCGGCAUCGGGCCCAGGAACAUCACGACCAAGAUGAUCGAGGGCCUCUACAAGUACAAUUCAGACAGGAAACAGUUCAGCCAGAUCCCAGCCAAAACCAUGUCCGCCAGUGUGGACGCCAUCACCAUCGCCAGCCAUCUGUGGCAGACCAAGAAGCAGGGGACGCCCAAAAAACUGCAUCCUAAGUAGUGCCAGAUGGUUGGGCAAAAUUUGAACAUGCUUCUCUGGAAAGAACACAGAAGAAUUUGUGGAUUUGACUUUUUCAUUAAAGGGACAUGUGGUCCCACUGUUAUAAAUCACAACUGGAAUGUAGAACACAAGUGGGCCUCUCAGACGUUGUUGUUACAAUACAGAGCUGACUGUUACACUCUGGACUACUUAAAAGGGGCACAAGUAUGUACUUGUCAGCAUGUGUAUCAAUGUUUUCAUGUGCCAAAAAAAGAGAAGAAAAUAAUAGGCGGACCAUUGCCUUACCUAGUUGAACCACUGAAGCACUGAAUGUCACGCCUCUGGAAGAGGCAGUUUGGUUUCUAUAAGUUGAUCAUGUGUGGCCUUAUGCUUGUUUUGUGUCAUAUGGAUGCGCUGUGAGUGUUGGUGUCAUUUUGUCAGCGCCUGUUGAAAAGGUCUGUUGUGGUACAGGAGAACUUGCGUGCACACACAGAUCUGGGAUCAGAUUACGCCCCCUCCAUGGUUGUUAAAAAGGUGGCCUGUCUGAUCUGUGAUCAGGUAGAGGCAGCGUUUUUGGUGAGGGCUUUGCUGCUAUACAGGCACGUUUUUUUUUGUUUGUUUUUUUUCUUUUUUUCUUUUUUCUUUUUUACAUGUGACUGAAAAACCUAUGAGCAGUUCAAAUUUGUGUAUGUGUGUAUAGUGAAGUGCCAAGAAGAGUGAGGAAAAUACCUCAGUUGGUGAUUGCAAUUACUUUCCAAAAGUGUAAAGUGAUGAGAUUAUUGAGCAAACGGAGUACCAUCAAACAAUUCUGGAAAGCACCUGCAAUGGACUCUUAAUUUAUUAUUGAAGAUAUUUUAAAAAGGCGUCUUAGAUUUUAUUCAGAGAAACAUAAUAUACUGUAGGUAUAUAAGUUAAAUUAGUUUGUAUAUAAUGGCAGUUCCAUUCACAACGAACAAGUCAGCUUGUAGUAGCUUUUGAGUAGCUUUUAUAAUUUAUCAUGUACGUGUAUCAGUAUGUUGUUGUUUGGGGCCUUUUAUUGUGCUACAGAUGCAAAAAGUGAUCACUCAACAGUAUCACUGAUAAGACUAUCAUCAGUAUUAGAAUAGACGGAAAUCCCACACUGUGUCAUCAGUCUGUGCAAUGAUCAGAGUAAUUUAAAUAAUCACCAUUGACCAUGUUGCAGCCAGAACUAAAUACUAGAUACUCCAAAAUGUCACUUUAAUGUGGAUAUUGUCUGAACUAUUAGAUCUUGAUUACCCUUGAAGUAGUCCACAACUGUAAAUAAAUGAAUUCACCUAUGAUAGCACUUCAAGACCCUGUCCACCGUCAUUAAGUCUAAUCAAAGAUGUUCCCACUUCAGGACUGUCCUGCUUGUUACUCUACUUUGACAUUACUGUUACAUUUGUUAUCACGCGUUCCUUCAGUAUGUGUUGACACUGUACAGAUAUAUUUUGGCAUAUAGAAGUAUUUUUUGUAACGACAUUUACCUGUUGGAGGUGCGUACUGAUGAAGAUGCAGAAGGAAGUGUGUUGAGAGCAAAGUGUAGCCGAGGAGGCAAGGUGUAUGAAGUCUCACUGAGGCUUUGUUGUGGUAUUGUAUGAAAUCCAGUGAGUAUACUGAGAAAAUCACACUAUUUUUUCCAACUCUGAAUUCAUUUUCUUUUCAGUUAACUAAAUAUGCCCAAUUGUUCAUGGAUUUCUGUUUUUUGUUUUUCUAUUCCUUUGAGCUUUAUUAAAAUGCCAGCUAUCAACAGUA
Molecule: messenger RNA, 6358 nt
Organism: Seriola dumerili (greater amberjack)
Lineage: Eukaryota; Metazoa; Chordata; Actinopteri; Carangiformes; Carangidae
Gene: camsap2b
Product: calmodulin-regulated spectrin-associated protein 2-like
Exons: 22
Coding region: 59-4624 (1521 amino acids)
Biological process (GO): neuron projection development; cytoplasmic microtubule organization; negative regulation of microtubule depolymerization
Cellular component (GO): microtubule minus-end
Molecular function (GO): microtubule minus-end binding; spectrin binding; calmodulin binding
Source: RefSeq, a predicted model, not a curated record